Messenger RNA from Gongylonema pulchrum, 762 nucleotides. The record is from the annotation of a GenBank genome assembly. Lineage: Eukaryota; Metazoa; Nematoda; Chromadorea; Rhabditida; Gongylonematidae.
AUGAGCGCGUGUUACCUUGUCUUGAAAGAUUAUGCAGUUCCUUCGGCACCGGAUGAUGACGAAUCCGAUGAUGCCCCUGCACCGCCGAUUCCCGAUCGCCCUGCUCGUACCAUCUCUAUUUAUACAAAGCCAAAAACUGAAGAUGAGAAGCUGGAAUUGUCACUGAGCAAUACUUUAAUAACUGGCGGACAUUUUGGCCUUUGUAAUCGAUCAACUGGACGACGGAAAAAGAUCUCGGAUGCGGAAGUUUUGGCAAAAUUGCGAACAAUUGUUACGAUUGGUAAUCCGGAUCGGAAAUAUCAAAAAGUGGAUAAAAUUGGUUCCGGGGCCUCGGGAUCGGUGUUCACUGCAAUUGAGAUCAGUACAGGUGCGGAGGUAGCAAUAAAGCAGAUGAAUUUAACACAACAGCCCAAGAAGGAGCUCAUAAUUAACGAGAUUCUUGUUAUGCGUGAGAAUAAGCAUGCCAAUAUUGUCAAUUAUCUCGAUUCGUAUCUCGUUGGUGAUGAUUUAUGGGUUGUAAUGGAAUAUCUGGCAGGUGGCUCAUUAACAGAUGUGGUGACGGAAUGCCAAAUGGAGGAGGGUAUGAUUGCGGCGGUGUGCAGAGAAGUGCUGCAAGCGCUGGAAUUCCUCCACAGCCGGCAUGUUAUCCAUCGUGAUAUCAAAUCGGACAAUAUCCUUCUUGGUCUGGAUGGUUCCGUGAAACUAAGUUCGUCCCACUACAUGCUUUUUUGUUUUUUCUCCCCGUCAUUUUUAAAGUUUUAA